GUCGUCUGUUUAGUGUUGUUAUUUUGACACCACGACGCCUUGCCUGACUCACUCUCUAUCCGAAUUUUGAUGCACGGGUCCAAAAGAAAGACUGAGACGAGAUAUGACCUUCGCCCGCUCCCUCGGCUCUGACACUCGGGACACACCCGUCGGCGGCACAUCGUGGGGGGUGCCAAUUGUUCUGGGAAUCCACGCAUGACUUCUCGUUCGGCCCUCACGCAGCUUUGCGCGGUUAGUCGGCGCGAGGUCCCCUGUCUGUCACUUGUGGCUCGAGGCCCGAGCGACGAGGUGUCAUUCGUCCCCACUCUCCGAAUUAACGAUUAGUUUCGAUUUCCGCCCUCGCGUGCCGUUGUUAUCUUCUCCAGCAGAGCCGAUCACGCUCCCAGGGAGUGCCAGAGUCCAGCAGACGACUGAAGGAAAAUGGCGGAAUGGUUAGACGGCCUGGAGAAACUGGCUCCAGGAACUGGAGGAUACAUCAGGAACAUCCUCAGUCCUGAGUCAAUCCCUAACAAAGUGCUCGAGUACAAGGUGGACCGCUACAAGAAGUGGGAAGUGUUGUCAAAGGAAGAGGGCCUUUUGCUGUAUGGCAACUCGGGCAAGCAGAAAUAUGAAGUUGUUCUUGUGCCGAGCGUUCCUGUGGAAUCUUCGAGCAAAGCAUUCAGCCUUUUCCGAUCUGACAAUCAGGAACCUGUAGAUAAAAAAUUCCAGCAAUUGAAAGACAAUCUUGUUAUUGUUGCACCAGUACUUUCAAAAGAUGAUUGUAAUGUAUCUACAAUACAAAAAAUGUGUGAUGCACUGGAGCUUAAUCCUGGCUGGAAUGCAGCGCAUCUUGCUGCACACUGUGAUUUGGUCUCAGCAUUUAAAUCAGACACAAUUUCUCAAUUUUUAGAUGCGGCUGAUAGUAACACUGGUGUGUUACCACUACAGGUUGCUAUCCAAGCACAAAAUUUGCCAACUAUUAAAGCUCUUAUUGGAAAAAAGAUUUCCCUUGAGUGUGUUGACAAUGAGGCCAAUAGUGUCCUCCAUUAUGCAGCCAGCACCAACAAGGAAAUUAUCACGCUUUUGACUUCUGAAGUUGAUUCAAAAUAUUUAAAUGAGCACAAUGCUAAAGGCCACACCCCUUUACACAUGGCAUGUCUAGCCGACAAACCAGAAUGUGUGAAAACCUUGUUGUUGGCUGGGGCAGACUGCAACAUUACCGCUGAUUCAGGGAACCGUUUAGCAGGUACUGUUUCCGCACAAGAGCCAGGUAUUGUUAGUGACUUGGUUCAGGAAUUUUCUGGAAAACUGUAUGCUCAAGAUAUGAAAUUUGGAGGAACUCCAUUGCAUUGGUCUUGCUCCCGAGAAGUUCUUGAAUCACUUUUAGAAAAAAAGUGCCACAUAAAUGCAAUAAAUUUUGAUGGGAGAACAGCUUUGCAUGUUAUGAUUUUACGUAAACGGUUGGAUUGUGCUAUGGCCCUACUCUCAAAUGGUGCUGAUCCUAAUAUUGCGGACAAAGAAGGCAACACACCCCUUCACCUGGCUGUGACCUGUCGAUAUCUGACAGCUAUCCAAGCAUUAGUUGUCUUUGGAGCUUCUCUUAAUUACAAAAAUCAGAAAGGAGCUACGCCUAGGCAUUUAGCUACCAAAGACACAUCUUCAGAAGCAAAUAAAAUUCUUUACAUCCUCCAUUCAGUCGGGGCAGAGCGUUGCAGUCAGGAUACGAAAGGAUGUACUUCUGGGUGCUCAUUUGCUGGCAAAUUUAAUGGAACUGCUCCUCCGACACCAUUUACUAUGUAUGCCAGAGAGGCACUUGAUGAAAUAUUAUCUACCAAUGCCAUGGAUAUUGCCUCAUGUCAAUCUGGUGAAGCAAAGAAGCGGUCUCAUGCACUCUGUUUGGAUGGUGGAGGUAUCAGAGGUCUAAUUCUAGUAAUCAUGCUUCGAGAUAUAGAACGAGCAGUUGGUCGUUCAAUUGUGGAGUGUUUUGAUUGGGUUGCUGGGACAUCUACAGGUGGUAUUCUUGCCUUAGCGUUGGCUGUAGGAAAAUCUUUGCAAGACUGCCUUUGUUUGUAUUUUAAAAUGAAAGAUACUACUUUUCUGGGCGUUAAACCUUACCCCAAUGAACCUUUAGAAAACAUUUUAAAGGAUUGUUUUGGUUCAGACACCAUUAUGUCUGAGAUAUCACACCCCAAAUUGAUGAUAACGGGAUUGUUGGCCGACCGCAAACCUGUUGAUUUGCACUUGUUCCGUAACUACGAAUCCCCACUUCAAGUCUUGGGGAAAGAGGAGCCUUCAAAUGGUAAAUUCAAAAAGCCUCCUUCAUCCCAUGAUCAGUUGGUGUGGGAAGCGGCCCGGGCAUCAGGAGCAGCCCCAGCUUACUUUGGAGCACAUGGUCGCUUUUUGGAUGGAGGUUUAAUUGCUAACAAUCCAUCUCUGGACUGUUUAACCGAAAUACAUGAAUACAAUUUAGCUCUGAAAGCAGCAGGACGGGAGGCUGAAAUGGCACCUAUAACAGCUCUUGUGUCAAUUGGUACAGGUAACAUUCCUGUAACAGAGUUGCAAGAUAUUGAUGUUGGACGACCAGGAAGUCUCUGGGGAGCCACAAAACUUGUAACUGGUGUUUCCAAUAUCAUUACACUCAUUAUUGAUCAGGCUACUCAAAGUUCAGGGAGGGUUGUUGAUAGGGCGAGAUCAUGGUGCUCUUCACUUGGUGUCCCUUUCUUCCGUUUUUCACCGUUGUUGUCAGAGGACAUAAACAUGGAUGAAAGAAGUGAUGAAAAACUUGUUAAUAUGGCUUGGGAAUGUCAGGCCUACAUGCACAGCCAGCAAAGAUCUGUCAAUGAACUUGCAGAAGUAUUAAGGAGAUAAUCCAAUUCUAUACAAUUUUUUUAACUCUCUUAUAAGGAAACUAGAACUUAAGAAAUAUUCGGUAACAGCUUUUUAUAUUCUAGUUUUCUAAUGCCUUUUAAUAUUGCCCCUAUCUAUGAGCACAAAAUGUUUGCUUUUGGCUUAUGUUCACUCAUGAAGCUAUCUUUACAUGCUCACUUGUCAGACACAGCUGGCUGUUACUUAUUGUUUUAAGAUUGUUUUUAAUUUUUAUAUCUUUGAGAGCAUUUGAUAAAUUUACUGUUUUUAAGAACUGUGAUUAUUGCCUACAUAUAUAUUUUGUGAUCAAUUCUGUGCAUAAGCAAAUAACUUUUUUAUCUUCUUUGUGAUAUUAAUUUCUUCUAUGUUAUAAGAGUGGUGCUUCUUCAUUUGUCAUCAAAAUGUCCAAAUCAAAUACACUAUAUUAUUUUUAGCUAUCUUUAUAAAAUUCGCAAAUAGUGCCUUUUCAUUUUGUUUUCUUCCUAGAGUGUUGUUCUCAACUUUCCUUGCUGCCUUGCAGUCAAUUUUUAUCUUACAUUGAUCAUGUAAAACAUAUGUGAUGAAACUUCUCAUUCUUGUGGUAUUUACUUAUAUUUCAAGGAGCCGCAAUUUUUCUCUCACGUCAAUCAAGCAUGUGAUGUGUCACUUUUCGUUCUUGUGAUGUUUACUCGCACUUAAGAAGGAGCUGCCUUAAGGGUAUGGGCUCCACCGAUGUAAAGUAAAUGGGACCAAAUAUGUCACCAUUCGGAUUUACCUUGAAAUUACAUGGAUGAACUGCACAGAAAACGA
Molecule: messenger RNA, 3633 nt
Organism: Frankliniella occidentalis (western flower thrips)
Lineage: Eukaryota; Metazoa; Arthropoda; Insecta; Thysanoptera; Thripidae
Product: 85/88 kDa calcium-independent phospholipase A2
Exons: 13
Coding region: 421-2847 (808 amino acids)
Biological process (GO): lipid metabolic process; positive regulation of ceramide biosynthetic process
Cellular component (GO): mitochondrion
Molecular function (GO): protein binding
Source: RefSeq, a predicted model, not a curated record